UCAAACCGCAGAUUCAGAAAACUAAAAUUCAGACUUGGCCAGUCUGUCUUGCCUAUUCUUGGACAUCUAAAUAGGCAUGUCUGCCACCGAUUUCGCCCCCACAGUGAACACUGUGGUGGAGGACCAUUCGAAAGAACUCUGGGAGCUGAGUCGUUUCUUGUUCGAGAACCCCGAGUUGGCAUUGGAAGAAGUCUUGGCUCACGACAAACUGUGCGAGUUCCUCGAACGGAAAGGCUUUUCUGUACAGCGGCAGUACUGCUUGCAGACUGCCUUCAGGGCGGAAUUCGACGCUCCAGCGGGAUCAAUUGGGCCGUGCGUAGCUCUGCUCUGCGAGUACGACGCCCUCCCAGAAAUCGGUCACGGCUGCGGGCACAACCUCAUCGCCGAGGCGUCCAUCGGCGCCGCUCUCGCCGUGCAGGAGGUGAUGCAGACAUCCGAGGACUUUCGUGGAAAGCUGGUGGUCCUAGGCACUCCAGGCGAAGAGGGCAAAGCCGGCAAGCAGCUGCUCAUUGACCAUGGUGCGCUCGAGGGCAUCAAAGUGGCCAUAAUGGCGCACCCGUCUCCCGCCGAUAUCGUAACGCCUCUUUUCUCAGCGUCGCAAGCGCUUGAAGUGCGUUUCAAGGGCAAGCCUGCCCACGCGGCAGCCUACCCAUGGGAAGGUGUGAACGCCCUGGAUGCUGCAAUAUCGUCUCUCGUCAAUAUCGGUCUUCUCCGCCAGCAGUGCAAGCCCUCAUCGUGGAUUCAUG
Messenger RNA from Rhipicephalus microplus (southern cattle tick), 746 nucleotides. Its product is annotated as peptidase M20 domain-containing protein 2. Gene Ontology annotation, molecular function: dipeptidase activity. NCBI's taxonomy places the organism in Eukaryota, Metazoa, Arthropoda, Arachnida, Ixodida, Ixodidae. The record is from RefSeq and is a predicted model, not a curated record.